AUAACUGAUGAGCUUCACAGGGAAUAUUUCCCUUCUGCACAAACAAGUUUGCUUGACCGUGAUAGUUCGGAUGAUGAGGAAUAUUCAUCUGACAGUGAGAGUGAUGAUAUGAACAAAAAUGAUAUUCAUGACAGAUGUCAGCUUUAUGCCUGCCAAACUAAUACGACAGAAAGCAAGUCUGAAGAUGUCUCAAUGUCUGAUUUGGAGCAAAUAGUUAGAGAAAAGGUUAAUGAUGGUUGUCAUUGUCAAAUGAAAUGUAUUUCAAACUUAAGUUUUGAGGAGAUUUUGGGGCAUAUAUGUUGCAUGAAAGAACUUUCAAAUGAGGAGAGAGAUAUGCAUCUUAUGGGGAAGCUGAAAUGUAGUGGCACCGGGGAUGAUUCUGGUAAACAAAUCAAAAGACAAAGAUAUUACAACUUUGAUGACAGAGAGAUUUGUAAAGACGCAUUUCUUUUCAUUCAUGCCAUUGGGGAAAAAUACCUCAAAAACUUAGUAAGACACAUGAAAACCAACGGCAUCAGGCCACGGAUACACGGGAAUACUGGGAAAACACCGCACAAUGCCCUGAAAUAUGACGAUACACAGUAUGUUGUAAGCUUUAUUCAGAGAUAUGCUGAGGAACACGGCCUUCCAAUGCCAGCAGCUCCAAGAGGUAGGGAUACUGAACCACCAAUUUUCUUACCUUGCUCUCUCACCAAGAAGGAUCUGCACGCAAGUUAUUCUGAAGCAUGCAGCACUUCAGAUUUACGAUGUGUGAAGUUGUCCUCUUUUUAUGCCAUAUGGUCUACGUGCCUGCCCAGCAUCCAGAUUGCCACACCGAGGACAGAUGUAUGUAGUACAUGUGAGCAUCAUAGAGUUAAAAUCAUGUAUGCACACACUGAAAAUGAAAAGCUGGAUGCCACACGGCUAUUCACAGAGCAUCUCAAUAAAGCAGAAAGAGAACAUAAACAUUACAUUAAAUGCAUCGAAGAAGCAAGGAUAGAACACCGGAAUUUAUUCCUAGAAAAUGCUCCACAUGUAGCUUGUUCCACGGAAUAUGUAAAGUCUCAUUACACGUUUGAUUUCGCUCAAAAUGUAACUGUUCCACACCAUUCUAGGCAAGUUGGACCUCUUUUCUUUGAAACACCAAGAAAAAUACAAAUAUUUGGAAUUUGUAUGGAAGGAUCCAGUACCCAGUACAACUACCUCCUUGAUGAGGACAAGACAAUAGGGAAAGAUGGCAAGAGUACACAUGGACCAAAUACCGUUUUGAGUAUCCUUCACCAUCAUUUUCAAGAGUUCGGGUUUGGGGAGAAAUCUGCGGUACUACAUUGUGACAAUUGCGGAGGACAGAACAAAAACAGAUACACCAAAGGAUACUUACUUUGGCGAGUCAUGGUUGGACUACACUGGGCCAUUGAGUUAAACAUGCAAGUUCCUGGGCACACCAAAUGCCAAGUUGAUGCAGGCUUUGCACAGAUCAAAAAGAAAUAUCGAAGGGCAGAUUGUGACACAAUAGAGCAUCUCGCUGAAGUAGUUAACAAAUCUUCUCAUGGCAAUAAAGCUGUAAUCGUACAGGACAGGAACCUGGCUUAUUACAACUGGAAGGAGUUUGUGAAAAAUCACUUCAAACUAAUAAAAGGUAUAAGAAAAUUCCACCAUUUUCGGAUUUCAGCUUUGCAAACAGGAGUUGUCUUUUGCAAAACAGAUGUAGAUAGCCAAGAGGUCCCUAUUGCCUUAACAGAUAAAGAUGCGCCUGGGGAUUUUCCACAGAAAAUAUUACCGGGAGGUUUAAGCAGAGAAAGGCAGUCAUAUUUGUUUAAACACAUCAGGCCAUAUGUCAGACCAGAGUUCAGGGAUGUUACAUGCCCCCCAUUAUUAAACGAAGAAUGA
This is a messenger RNA of Saccostrea cuccullata (small rock oyster), 1869 nucleotides long. RefSeq lists its product as uncharacterized. The transcript is spliced from 3 exons. The annotation marks the transcript as partial. Lineage: Eukaryota; Metazoa; Mollusca; Bivalvia; Ostreida; Ostreidae. The record is from RefSeq and is a predicted model, not a curated record.